CACCCGUGUACCUUUUGAAAUGGACGCGAACGACGAUAUCGCAAAAAUUCACAAUAAUGACAUGGAAAACAAAAUCACGGAGGCCUUUGAUCUGUUCGACCAUGAACGUAACAAAACGAUCGACUUUCGUGAACUGGGAACAGUCGUCCGAGCCAUCGGUGGAGUACCUUCGGAGGCAGAAGUCCUACAAAUGGUUCGAGAGCUAGAGAACGAUCCGCCGAAUGGUUAUAUAAACUUCGAAAGGUUUCUCCCACAUAUGAUGGAAGCGAUAGAACAGGAGAAGUUUGCUGGAGCUUCAGAAGAGGAAUUAAUGAAGGCAUUUGCUAUUUUAGACCCGGAAAAGAAAGGAUACAUGACUGCUGCAGCACUGGAAUCUAUUAUGGCGAACGAAGGUGAACAAUUCAGCUCGGACGAACUGGAGGAAAUGCUCGCGGCAGCUACUGAUACGUCAAAAGGAAAAAUUGUUUAUCGCGAAUACGUAGUCUUACUCACCACAUACGACGACAUGUGA
This is a messenger RNA of Opisthorchis viverrini, 511 nucleotides long. RefSeq lists its product as hypothetical. The transcript is spliced from 5 exons. The record is from RefSeq and is a predicted model, not a curated record. Lineage: Eukaryota; Metazoa; Platyhelminthes; Trematoda; Opisthorchiida; Opisthorchiidae. Bases 20 to 511 code for a protein of 163 amino acids. Gene Ontology annotation, molecular function: calcium ion binding.